This is a messenger RNA of Didymodactylos carnosus, 1665 nucleotides long. The record is from the annotation of a GenBank genome assembly. NCBI's taxonomy places the organism in Eukaryota, Metazoa, Rotifera, Eurotatoria, Philodinida, Philodinidae.
AUGGGUACCUUAAGUGAUGAGGAUAAUUUAACUCAAAUAAAAUAUUCUGUUGUAAAUCUGCUAGCAAAUUAUCCAAAUGUAAAUGAGAAUAAUGAGGAUGAAAUUAAUGGUGAAUUUCAGCACACCCAUCAACAACAACGGAAUAUGAGAUAUCAUGAACGAAAACGUGGGCAAAAUGAUUCUUUUGAACAAACUCCAGAAGGCACACCAAAACGUAAUAAAGUUCGUCAAUUUGAUGACAUUCAGAGAAUUUCAAAUGAUCUGAAUGUAAAUCGGAGUCCAAAUCAAGACCCAAAUGAUAAUAUAGUUAACAAUCGUAAUAAUAACACCACAGCAGCGUACUUUAAUAUAAAGCAUACAUACGUAAAUUCAAAAUUCGCGGAAACUUCACGUCAGCAACAAAAAUGUGAGUCUUUUCCACCAUUUAGGAUUCGAUUUAAAGAUAAUCAAUAUCCAAUAGAACUAGCAAUCAUCAAAGCGAUAAAUCGUCAGUGUAAUAUAAACUUGACAUAUGGUCGCUAUUCAACGUACAACAAUAAAAAGAGUUAUUUACUCUAUGCGAAUUCGUCAAGCCAAUACGAUUCGUUAAAAGAUCUGAGUAAAUGGCCGCAAAAAAUAUGCGAUCUUGAAUAUGAAUUAGACAUGCCCAAUAAGACUCCAACGUGCUAUUCUAUUGUGGUAUUAAAUGCUCCACCGCAAUGGGAUGUCUAUCAGCUUGAAAACGAUUUCAGAAUGCAACAUUCAACUGUAGUAAAAGUUGAGCGGUUAUUCAUUAAUGGUGGAAAACCAAUAUUAAAGGUACGUGUCGAUUUUUCGGAUAGUCGGGAGGUAACUGGAAUUUUAAAACAAAAGAAAAUCUUAUUAGACGAAAAUAGCACAGCUUAUCUUACAACCGAUUUCUCUAUGACAGAUACGAAUAUUACCAUUGGAUUUCUCACACCGAAUGGAAAUUUCGCUGUAGUUAGUGGGUUCUUCAAUGAAUUAAUGGAAAAUAAUACGGAUUUACAAGUUACAGUGAAUACUACCUUAUCGUUUCCACCUUUCUACGCUUGUUUUGAGAGAAUAAUGCCACCAUCAAAUCCUACCGGUGGUAAUGUUCUACUUGUUUCUCGUCUCAUUCCUGAAACAAUUGUUCGUGAUCAACCGGAUCAAGUUGCUGAAGUAUUCUUCCGAACCAGAGGUCGAAGUGCAGAUGAAUUGGUACUUAUCGGACAUCUAGUGGCUGGUGGCCAAGUAUCCAAUUCAUCGAUUGAUAAUAGUGUCAAUCCUGCAUGGCGUACAGCUCUCCUACAUAUGAUCAAUGGGCAGGGAUGGUCUGAAGAAACAUCAGUUGCUGAUCAAGAACUUGUUGCUUCACGUCUUCGAGUUCAAGUCGAAAUUCUUGAAACAGUGGGUGGUGGUGCACAAUCAGCUUGUUAUUUGAAUGAAGCCGAUCCUAUUGAACCGAAUUGGCAACAGAAAUUUUUCGGUACUCAAGCGAUCUAUGAUCGGUUAAAAUCCAUCAAGAAAACAGUCGAUCCAAAUGGUCUGUUUAUUUGUAAGAAUUGUGUUGGUAGCGAUGACUGGUCGGCCGAUCCCAACUGCCUGAAAAUAUCUAGCGCUGCUCGAAUCCGUGUCACAAUACUUGUUUUCCUUGUAAUGAAAAUAUUUGGAGUAUCGUGGUAG